Telopea speciosissima is the source of this 696-nucleotide messenger RNA. Its product is annotated as protein DMP8-like. NCBI's taxonomy places the organism in Eukaryota, Viridiplantae, Streptophyta, Magnoliopsida, Proteales, Proteaceae. The record is from RefSeq and is a predicted model, not a curated record. Gene Ontology annotation, biological process: endomembrane system organization. The transcript has a single exon. The coding region runs from base 1 to 645 and encodes 214 amino acids.
AUGGAGGAAACUACUGAAGGAAUCGGAAUCAAAAUCUACAAUGCCUCACCAAACGAUGAGGCGACUUCAGAUCUAGAAGCGGCGGCGCCACCGGAAAAGAGACGUAAACGACGUGCAGUGGCGAAGGGAGUUCAGAAGACACUAUCAAAGACAUCAAUGCUUGUGAAUUUCCUUCCCACAGGGACGUUACUGACAUUCGAGAUAGUAUUGCCUUCAGUGUCCGGUGAUGGACUUUGCUCUUCUGUGAGUACAACCAUGAUCAAUGUCAUGAUGGGACUAUGCGCUCUCUCUUGUUUCUUCUUCCACUUCACCGACAGUUUCCGAAGACCUGACGGGAAGGUUUAUUUCGGAUUCGUUACUCCAAAAGGGCUAUCGGUGUUUAAGUCGGUUCUCGGGGUGGAGGUUCCAAAGGACGAGCGAUACAAAGUUGGACUGACGGAUUUUGUGCAUGCCGUAAUGUCGGUAAUGGUGGUUGUAGCCAUAGCAUUUUCGGAUCAUCGGGUGACGGAUUGUUUGUUCCCAGGUCAUGUAAAGGAGAUGGACGAGGUGAUGGAGAGUUUCCCAUUAAUGGUGGGUAUCAUAUGCAGUGGCCUCUUUCUUGUCUUCCCCAACUCUCGUUAUGGCAUAGGGUGCAUGGCCGCCUGAUGAGGCUCCCUUGAAUUUGAAUAUUCACUCUUGCCGUAGGUUAGUAUUUAA